AUGACGGCUGGAAUCACCAGCCUCUUCCCCUUUCGCUACUCGCCGAUACUCCGCCAACUGACCCUCAGAGCAGCAAUUCGCAUUGCUCAUGUCCACACCUCUGCCUCAAAUCCGGAUCUAGAUCCGCACACAGAUUCAAUGUUGGCCAGAGCGAAGAAGGCCUACGAGGACAGCGCUCCGCCGCCGCAGAAGAACGACUUGGCCAAACAACUCUUCCCCUCGAGCAGCCCCAGCGCCACUCAGAAUGGGAAUAUCAUAGACCAAUUCAAAAAGACAACCCCGACGACCGCGGUGCCCCACGCGACGACGAACUCAACAAGGCCUCCGCCGGGGAGGACUGCUAGUGUAACGCACUUCGUAGGCAGCAAUCGAUCUGCCCUGGACUCCAUAUCCGCCCCUAAUGGCAAAUCAUUCGCCUCCCUCUAUGCCAAGUCUGACUCUUUUCGAGACGAGCCGGAUACUCUGUCUAGCCAAAGUGUGCAGGCCAACUCGAAACCCGCCGUCUUUUUCGCUGAAGAUGACUUCAGCGACGAUGACCAGCUAGACCUGGACUUCGAAGCCCCGUCCGCUUUGCCUUCACUCCCCAAGCCCCCUGUUGUGGCGAAGAAGAUCAACCCGCAGCAGCCCGAGGAACCUUCGACACAAGUUUUACCAUGGUCCUCCUCUCCCGCGUCACAUUUUGUCCACCCUCAGCUAUCCCGCACGACUUCUGCCCAGAGCUCGCUCAAGCGUGAGUCUCCAGAACACGUCGAGUCUCUAGUGGCCCCGCAGCCCAAGAAACGCAAGCUCCCACCAAGUUUCAAAAAACAGGACUGCACUCCAGUGCCACAAGACGAGCCGGAGGUUUCGAGUUGGGCGGCCGGUGGUGUCACACCUGCUCCUAAGAAAAAGAAAGAGACCUGGAACAUGACUGCCAGUGCCCUAAAGGAGCAGAAGAAGCGGUUGAAGACCCAAUCCAAGAAAGCCGCCGCCGGCGAGGACGGAUGGAACAUGGACGAGAUCCGAGCCGAGGUGACGAAGAGCAACCUGCCCAAGCCCAAGGCGUCUGUGAUUGCUCUCACUCAAGAGCAAAAGCACGUUCAGAGCCUCGUUGUCAACAAUGGUCAGAGUGUCUUCUUCACAGGCCCGGCAGGAACUGGAAAGUCGGUCCUGAUGAGGUCAAUCAUUGCAGAGCUCAAAAAGAAAUGGGCGAGAGAUCCGGAAAGGCUAGCCGUCACAGCGUCAACAGGCCUCGCAGCUUGCAAUAUCGGAGGCCAGACGUUACAUAGCUUCUCUGGAAUUGGCCUCGGGAAGGAAGACGUCCAGUCAUUGGUCAAGAAGAUACGGCGAAACCCCAAGGCCAAGAACCGCUGGCUUCGUACCAAGACGCUGGUCAUUGAUGAGGUCUCGAUGGUGGACGGCGAUCUUUUCGACAAGCUUUCACAAAUCGGCAGAACCAUCAGAAAUAACGGCAAGCCCUGGGGCGGCAUCCAACUCGUGAUUACGGGUGAUUUCUUCCAGCUGCCCCCGGUCCCUGAUGGCGAUAAAAGCAGAGAAUCCAAAUUCGCCUUUGAGGCGGCGACUUGGAACACUACGAUUGACCACACGAUUGGCUUAACGCAGGUGUUCCGUCAAAGGGACCCAGUCUUUGCCAACAUGCUCAACGAAAUGCGUCUUGGCAGGAUUAGCGACGAGACUGUGCAAGCUUUCAAGAAGCUGACGAGGCCAAUUCCCGCCGAGGAUGGACUGGAAGUCACCGAGCUGUUCCCUACGCGAUAUGAGGUGGAGAAUGCCAACCAAGGUCGACUGCGCAACCUGCCCGGGGCACCCAAACGGUACGACGCAGGCGAUUCCGGAGAUCCUCAAAUACGCGACAAGUUGCUUCAGAAUAUGAUGGCACCCAAAAUGAUUGAGCUCAAGGUUGGCGCCCAGGUCAUGCUUAUCAAAAACAUGGACGACACACUUGUCAACGGUUCGCUCGGCAAAGUGACUCACUUCAUGAGCGAGGGAAGCUUUGAAAACUGGGACCCGGCGAACAUGAGGGCCGACACUGUUGAGGAUGUAGACGAGGAUGGAGAAGCAAAGGCCAGGCGCAAAAUCAAAGCUUUUAGCAGAGAAGUGGAGGAAGCAACCAGGGGCACAACCCAGUAUCCUGUCGUGGAGUUCUCGGCGGUGGAUGGAUCUACCCGGACCAUCCUCUGCGUUCCAGAAGAUUGGAAGGUUGAAUUGCCUAAUGGCGAGGUGCAGGCUAACCGAAGCCAGCUGCCUCUGAUCCUUGCAUGGGCACUGUCGAUUCACAAAGCCCAAGGCCAGACAUUGGAACGGGUCAAGGUUGAUCUCGGCAAGGUGUUUGAAAAAGGCCAGGCCUAUGUCGCGCUCAGUCGAGCGACCAGCCAAGAAGGCCUGCAGGUCCUCCGUUUCCAGAAGGACAAGGUGAUGGCUCACCCUCGGGUCGUAGGGUUCUACAACAAGCUCUACAGUGCCGACAUAGCCAUUGCGAAAAAGCCGCCACCAAGCAUGGCUGAUUUUCUGCACAAGGAGAAAGACGCGAAGCCCGUCAAGAGUACGUCUGGAAUGAGCGCGCGGUCUCAAUCAUUUGUGAGGAAAGGUAUCGAGGUGAUUGAUUUGGACGAUGAGGAGGAGGCAAUGGCGAGCUACGGUGGUUUUUGA
Colletotrichum orchidophilum is the source of this 2649-nucleotide messenger RNA. Its product is annotated as DNA repair and recombination protein pif1. Gene Ontology annotation, molecular function: ATP hydrolysis activity; DNA helicase activity. The transcript is spliced from 2 exons. Bases 1 to 2649 code for a protein of 882 amino acids. Gene Ontology annotation, biological process: telomere maintenance; DNA repair. The record is from RefSeq and is a predicted model, not a curated record. NCBI's taxonomy places the organism in Eukaryota, Fungi, Ascomycota, Sordariomycetes, Glomerellales, Glomerellaceae.